AUGAUGUCCUCUCGGGCUGUUCGUUUGAUCCGUUGUGCUGUACCCCGUCAUGUACGAAGCUACGCUGAAGCUGCACCCAGUGGGGCGUCGGGCAUGAGCUUCACAUUCGCCUCCCCUAGCCAGAUCUUUUACAGUAACGCUAACGUGAAACAAGUGGAUGUUCCUACAACUACGGGAAUGUUUGGUAUCCUAGCAAGUCAUGUCCCAACAUUGCAAGUUCUCAGACCUGGACUUGUCACAGUGUUUGAUGAGAAUGGAUCUGCAACCAAGUACUUCGUGAGCAGCGGGUCUGUGACAGUGAAUGUAGAUUCCUCUGUACAGUUGCUGGCUGAGGAAGCAGUAAAGCUGGACAUGUUGGAUCCAAGUACUGCAAAGUCAAACUUGGAAACGGCACAGGCAGCGUUGCAGAGAGCUGGAGAUGAAGUAGCAAAAGCAGAAGCUCUAGUUAAUGUGGAGGCAUGUGAAGCCAUUGUUAAAGCCCUAGAAUAA
Staurois parvus is the source of this 489-nucleotide messenger RNA. The record is from the annotation of a GenBank genome assembly. Lineage: Eukaryota; Metazoa; Chordata; Amphibia; Anura; Ranidae.